Molecule: messenger RNA, 3375 nt
Organism: Cydia strobilella
Lineage: Eukaryota; Metazoa; Arthropoda; Insecta; Lepidoptera; Tortricidae
Product: heterogeneous nuclear ribonucleoprotein R-like
Exons: 16
Coding region: 619-2517 (632 amino acids)
Cellular component (GO): nucleus; ribonucleoprotein complex
Molecular function (GO): mRNA binding
Source: RefSeq, a predicted model, not a curated record
AGGCGAGCUCGGUGCGGCGUCGCUGCUGCACGCCUGCACCGCGGGUUGCAACACCCUCCCCCCUUCACUCGCGGCUUCUCGCUCGCCGCCGUCUUGCCGUUGCCUGUCUCACCUCGCGGCCGGCAGCCUUGCGCGACGCGCCGCGCUCUUUCACAUUCAAAAUUAUUCGCAACCAUUGCAAAAACUCUCUGUGCAAUAAAAAAUAUCUUACUCUUGCUGCGGUCGCAAAUUAGGCUUAAAACAGAGAGAUUCUUUAAAACUUUAUAAACAAAUUAAGUGCCUUUGAAACUUUGAAUGCACUCCUCGUUGCAUAUCCCGCUCGCGUCGUUAUGAGAACCCCGUAUUGGCGGUCACGUUGACGUCGCGCGGUGCCGCCAUAUCUGUCUCGGCCACCAACUAGCAAAAUUAAUAGGCAAAUAAAAACGUGUCACUUCACUAUAAGAAUGCAUUGACCCGCGCAUUCGCUAUUUGAAAUUUACCUUCACCCGGAUGGAAUGAGGAGUGCACAAUCCCAUUGUUUCACAGUUUCAUAUGUUUGAACAGCAUUUGUUUUUUUGUUUUUCGGACGAUUAGAGAAUUGUCAAUUUCUUCCAAAAUUACAAAAAUUACAAAAUAAGAAUGGCGGAGGGUAAUGGAGAAAUUUCCAUUGAAGAGGUGCCCGGAAAGGACUCCGACAUUGGCCGAACACCAGAUUACCGCAAACUAAUUGACUAUGGCUUAGACCCCAAGGUAGCUGCUAAGCUGGACGACAUUUAUAAGACUGGAAAGCUAGCGCACGCCGAACUGGACGAACGUGCGUUAGACGCCUUAAAAGAAUUUCCAUCCGACGGUGCUUUAAGUGUUCUUGGACAAUUUUUAGAUUCAAAUCUCGAGCAUGUAUCUAAUAAAAGUGCUUAUUUAUGUGGAGUCAUGAAGACAUAUAGACAGAAAAGCCGAGCCGGCGUGCAGGGCGCGCCCGCGUUGGCGCCGGCCGUCCCGGUCAAGGGGCCCGACGAAGAUAAGAUCAAACACAUCCUGGCCAGGACUGGGUACACUUUAGACGUCACCACAGGUCAGCGCAAGUAUGGCGGGCCGCCGCCCGGCUGGGAGGGCGGCACGCCGGGCUCGGGCUGCGAGGUGUUCUGCGGCAAGAUCCCCAAGGACAUGUACGAGGACGAGCUCAUCCCGCUGUUCGAGCGCUGCGGACCCAUCUGGGACCUGCGCCUCAUGAUGGACCCCAUGACCGGCACCAACCGCGGCUACGCCUUCGUCACCUUCACCUCCCGAGAGGCCACGCAGCGCGCCGUGCAGGAGCUGAAUGAUUAUGAAAUUCGAAAGGGGAAAAAGAUUGGCGUUACGGUUUCCUUUAACAAUCACCGUUUAUUCGUGGGGAAUAUCCCUAAGAAUCGAGAUCGGGACGAUUUGUUUGAGGAGUUUACUAGGCACGCACCGGGACUCGUGGAAGUUAUUAUAUAUAGUUCGCCGGAUGAUAAGAAGAAAAAUAGAGGAUUUUGUUUUUUGGAAUACGAGUCUCACAAAGCGGCGUCCCUGGCUAAACGCAGACUAGGCACUGGUAGAAUAAAGGUAUGGGGCUGUGAUAUUAUAGUGGAUUGGGCUGACCCACAAGAGGAGCCCGAUGAGCACACUAUGAGUAAAGUGAAAGUGUUGUACGUUCGGAACCUGACGCAAGAGAUAACGGAAGAGGCGCUAAAGGAACAGUUCGAGAGGUUCGGAGCCGUGGAGCGUGUUAAGAAGAUCAAGGAUUAUGCGUUCGUGCACUUCGAGGAACGUGACUGCGCGGUUAAGGCGAUGCAAGACCUGGACGGCAAGGAAUUCGGCGGCGCGCGGCUCGAGGUGUCGCUGGCAAAGCCGCCCUCUGACAAGAAGAAGAAAGAAGAAAUAUUGCGCGCGCGCGAGCGUCGCAUGAUGCAGAUGAUUCACGGCCGCGGCGGAUUUGAUUGGUGCAGCUGCUCCCCGGUGCACGGUGCGCUGCGCGGCCGCACGCCGCAGCCGCAGCCUCGCCCGCCCUGCUCCCGCGGCGACUACGAUUAUGAUUACGACUAUUACGGGUACGGUGAUUACCGAGGUGGCUACAAUGAGCCAUUUUACCGGUACGAUGAGUUCUAUUUUGAUUACGCGGGGCCACCGCAACCGUCCGCCCUACGCCAGCCUCCCAACAGAGCGCAACCGGACGACGAGCUCGGGCUCGGGCCCAACUCGCUUUACUACGAUCUGACCGGAGGCAUUCAGGGGGCUGGGUCAUGUGGGACGGGCGGGCGAUGGGCGCGGCGCGGGCCGGCGGGCGCGGCUGGGCCCCGUGGUGGUGCCCGACGCGGCGCGCGUGGCCGGCACACGCCCAGCGCCACCCGUGGCAACCCGCGCGCCAAGCCAAGUUUACCAGGUAAACGUAAAUUGGACGGGGGUCACCAGAACCAAGGGGGGGAGACGAAACGCCGGCUGGGCGCAGCGGCGGCGGCGGCCUGCGGCUGGGGCGCGCCGCUGGCGCAGCAGCCGCUGCCGCCCGCCGAGCUGAGCUAGACGACCCACCGUCGCCGCCGCGUCACGUCGCCUCCCGCCGCCGCACGGCGCGCGAGCCCCUGUCCUGGAGACACUACAAGCUGCGCAGGGGAGCCCUCGUUCGCCACCGCUAGCACGGUUCAUGGUUACGUUUACGCCGAUCCUACCCCUCCGUGACGGCGGGAUCGAUCUACUUUUUUCUUUAUAUAUGUGUUUUUUUUAUUUGAUUUCACGUUUUCAAUUUUGUAUCGCGACGAUUCCGUAAAAAAUCUUAAAGUAGGACGUUAUGAAAUGUUUCGAAUAUAAGUUUCCCGUUAUGCUUACGUUUUCAAGUAUCGUAUUAGCCGUAUAUGUUUAAUAUAUACUAUAUUGUAAGCGGUGCGGCCGCGGUUGCCUGUUUGCGGCCGCGCCUGGGUCUCGACCCGACGACUGUCUGUUUUUUUUAAUACAUGUUAUUCAAUAUAUUUUAUUUCUGCGAACGCAUUUUGCGAUGUGAUGUGUAUUUUAGCAGUAAUUAUUAUAUUAUAAGGAGUUUGACUGUUGUUUUUUGACAUACUUACAACUUAGGAUACUUGCGAAUGAACUAUUGGAAUGAACUGGAAAGAUACUACACGACGACACUAGCAACUACGGCUAAAAUAGUAAAACCCUUCAAUCGAUAACAUUUCCCAACUGUGUUCCUGCUUUAGUUUUUUGCUUUAUUUUACAUGUCCCUUAAAUAUAUUAGUGUGAGGAAGUAGUAUUGUAAAAGUUCAGGAUUCUGUAAUCUUUAUUGCUGUACUAAUUUAUAUUUCUACCACAUAGCAUAUCCGUACUGUUAGAACUCUGACUUAAUCAAUCUUGUAUCAGUUUAAUAUGUGGAAUAAAUUUGCAAAACUG